This is a messenger RNA of Suillus discolor, 1191 nucleotides long. RefSeq lists its product as uncharacterized. The coding region runs from base 21 to 854 and encodes 277 amino acids. The record is from RefSeq and is a predicted model, not a curated record. NCBI's taxonomy places the organism in Eukaryota, Fungi, Basidiomycota, Agaricomycetes, Boletales, Suillaceae. The transcript has 5 exons.
GCACAGGAGUUGUUAUCACAAUGGCUCGAAUGUUCCCUACGUCUGAUCCGUACCUGCCGCCCUAUAAAUCUCUCAUAAUACAAGGGAAUUAUCACCCUUCAGCUCCAAUUCACAUGUGUCUGUCAGUUCCAACGGGUGCCAAGGCUUUACUUCUUUCUUCUGCUCGACAGGCUCUCAUACGUAGCCUUCAAGAGUAUAACGACGAAUGGUUACUUUCCAAUUCUGGAACAGGCAAUACUUGUCGCAGUAGUUCCGAGGUUGACAUCUUCUACCCUCCAACCCCAAAUCACCUGGUUGUGUUAUUAUCCGCGUUUAGAACACACGAGGCCUCAGAUCCUGUACCUCUUGAUUCCAAAGCAACUCUAGAUUCUGUUCCGUCAUUGCUUGUUUUGCACGAGUUAUCUGCAUACUUCUUGCCCAUGAAUGAAAACAACCCGCACACUAUCGCCUCGUAUCUCCAGCUUGUUAGCUACGCGCUGGCGUUGGCAAGUUUCCUCUCCCCGGAAUCACAAACUCCUAUGCGUUUCGCUCUAUUUGAUUCACAACUUGACCAACUGAAGCUUCCCGUCUUACGAACCCCAACUGUCCCCGUGUUCGACGGAGAAGAGAGCGGCGAUGAAACACCUCGACCCGAAUCCGUCGCUUUUGUGGCACACAAGUAUUUCGAAUGGGUGGGCACGUUUGACCGAUCAGACACUAAUUCUUCAUCUGAUGGAAGUGAAGUACGCCGAUGCACGUUCACGUUGCACAAGCAAGGCAGUGACAGUAAAUCGGAUAUCAUGUGGCGGUGGUCAGAAGUUCCAGAACGGGCGCACAGCCGCUGUGGGGGACCUGCAAUCGCAUUUUCCUGGUAACAACGUGGGGGUCCAAUCCCGCGGUUGGCUUUGCCUGAUAUUUCUGAACACAGGAUAGAUAGCCUUGACCCUUGAUCACUGAGAGUUGAAUCCGGCCCGCCUCCCCGAUCAUUUCUAUGGUGGAACCAGUCGCUGUCAUUACCUGCAGCCGAGUAAUAGUCAUCUCGUCCAACAGUCCUUAGCUAUAGAUUGCCCUUGAUCACUGAGUGCCAGGGGAGUUGAGUCCUGCCCGCCUCCUCGACUAUUGCUAUGGUGGAACCAGUCACUGUCCUUUCCUGGGUUUUACCUUAUAGUCUCUUGUAAUAGUCAGAACAAAGUCAGAAUUUUCAAACAGUCC